AGUCCAGAUGGUGGCGGUAAUACACCACAAGUUGGCUUGUCAAACUCUAUUAAGCCUCACUAGAUGACGAAAAAGAAUCCGACUCAUAUUAGCAAAUAUGGAGGACGGCGGAGUGCUAGUAGAAAAACCUCAGGAGGAUGUGCCGGCAUUGUCGAAUUUAAGACCCCAAACCGCCUUGUCCUUCUUGGCUCCUGAACCUGAAGAUCUGGAGGACCUUUACAGCAGAUAUAAGAAAUUGCAGCAGGAGCUUGAAUUUCUGGAGGUGCAAGAGGAAUACAUUAAAGAUGAACAGAAAAACCUGAAGAAGGAAUUCCUUCAUGCCCAAGAGGAGGUGAAGAGGAUACAGAGCAUCCCUCUGGUCAUUGGCCAGUUCCUGGAAGCAGUUGACCAGAAUACUGCUAUCGUGGGCUCAACCACAGGCUCCAAUUAUUAUGUUCGAAUUCUGAGCACAAUCGACAGAGAACUGCUGAAGCCCAAUGCAUCUGUUGCUCUGCACAAGCACAGCAAUGCGUUGGUGGACGUUCUCCCUCCAGAGGCCGACAGCAGCAUCAUGAUGCUCACAUCAGAUCAGAAGCCUGAUGUGACAUACUCUGAAAUCGGAGGAAUGGACAUCCAAAAACAGGAAGUGAGAGAGGCUGUUGAGCUCCCUCUUACGCAUUUCGAGCUCUAUAAACAGAUUGGUAUCGACCCACCCAGAGGAGUGCUUAUGUAUGGACCACCCGGCUGUGGAAAGACCAUGCUGGCAAAAGCUGUGGCUCACCACACCACAGCGGCCUUCAUCCGUGUGGUGGGCUCAGAGUUUGUGCAGAAGUAUCUGGGCGAGGGUCCACGUAUGGUACGAGAUGUCUUUCGACUGGCCAAAGAGAAUGCCCCAGCUAUCAUCUUCAUUGAUGAGAUUGAUGCGAUUGCUACAAAGCGUUUUGAUGCACAGACUGGAGCUGAUAGAGAAGUGCAGAGAAUCCUUCUUGAGCUUCUGAAUCAAAUGGACGGAUUUGACCAGAAUGUGAAUGUCAAGGUCAUCAUGGCCACUAACAGGGCUGACACUCUGGACCCCGCCUUGUUGCGUCCUGGUAGGCUGGACCGUAAGAUUGAGUUCCCGCUACCUGAUCGUCGACAGAAGCGCCUGGUGUUCUCCACCAUCACUGGCCAAAUGAACCUGUCAGAGGAAGUUGACCUGGAGGAUUAUGUAGCUAGGCCUGACAAGAUCUCUGGUGCAGAUAUCAACUCUAUUUGUCAGGAGGCUGGGAUGCUUGCUGUGCGUGAAAACCGUUAUAUUGUGCUGGCUAAGGAUUUUGAGAAGGCUUACAAGACUGUUAUCAAAAAGGAUGAACAGGAACAUGAGUUCUACAAGUAGAAAAAUCAUCAGCAGAUAUUAGUUUUAGCUCUGAUCCUUUAGAAGCAUUUAUUUGUGCGUACACAGUGUAUUGUUGAGGAUGUAACACUUAAACCUUGGUUAAUGCAGUUUACACUGCUUGUACUCCGACUUGGAUUUCACAGGACACACACAAAAUAUGGAUUUUCAACACGUGCAUUUCUAUUUACUGUAUGUAUUCAGUUUGUUGAGAAAAAAAGCAUCCCAUUAAAUGUUUUCCAUAAAAUGACUCUAAUUAAAAAUGUUUUUCAUAACAAA
This is a messenger RNA of Paramisgurnus dabryanus, 1630 nucleotides long. RefSeq names its product proteasome 26S subunit, ATPase 4 (gene psmc4). NCBI's taxonomy places the organism in Eukaryota, Metazoa, Chordata, Actinopteri, Cypriniformes, Cobitidae. Gene Ontology annotation, molecular function: ATP hydrolysis activity; ATP binding. The record is from RefSeq and is a predicted model, not a curated record.